CCUUCUUCCAUGUGCUUCGACCCGAUUCCGCUCUUCUUCCGACAAUGGCGACCCGUAAAGAACCCGCAGCUUCGGCUUCCAGUCCUCUGGAUUCCCCGGUGAAGCAGAUCCAGAUCGACGGGCUGGUGGUGUUGAAGAUCAUCAAGCACUACCAGGAGGAGGGCCAGGGCAGUGAGGUGGUGCAGGGGGUGCUGCUGGGCCUGGUGGUGGAGGACCGGCUGGAGAUCACCAACUGCUUCCCCUUCCCUCAACACACCGAAGACGACGUCGAGUUCGAUGAAGUCCAAUACCAGAUGGAGAUGAUGAGGAGUCUCCGACACGUGAACAUCGACCACCUUCACGUCGGCUGGUAUCAGUCCACGUUCUACGGCUCUUUCGUCAGCCGGGCUCUCCUGGACUCGCAGUUCAGCUACCAGCACGCCAUCGAGGAGUCUGUGGUGCUCAUCUACGAUCCCAUAAAGACGGCGCAGGGCUCUCUGUGUCUGAAGGCCUACAGGUUGACCCCCAAACUGAUGGAGAUCUGCAAGGAGAAAGACUUCAGUCCGGAGGGGCUGAAGAAGGCGUGCGUUGGCUUCGAGCACAUGUUCGAGGAAGUCCCCAUCGUCAUCAAGAACUCCCAUCUCAUAAACGUGCUCAUGUGGGAGCUGCAGGAGAAGAGUACGGUGGCUGACAAGCACGAGCUGCUCAAUCUGUCCAGCAGUAACCACCUGGAGAAGAGCCUGCAGCUGCUGAUGGACCGCGUGGACGACGCCAACCAAGACAUCGUCAAGUACAACACGUACUGCCGUAACCUCAGCAAGCAGACCCAGCAGAAGCAGCAGUAUCUCCAGAGGCGUCAGCAGGAGAACACGCAGCGCCAGAGUCGCGGAGAGCCGCCGUUACCCGAGGAAGACAUCAGUAAGAUGUUCAAGCCGCCUCAGGCUCCUCCUCGCAUGGACACACUCCUCAUCGCAGGACAAAUCAACAACUACUGUCAGAACAUUAAGGAGUUCACCUCGCAGAACCUGGGGAAGCUGUUCAUGGCCGAGGGUCUUCAGGGUCACAACAGCUAAAGAGAGAAUCCAGCCUUUUCCAUCUCUACACACACACACACACACACACCGUUAUGAUGAGCUCAAGGAGAGAUCCUCUACAGUUUUUGUGCGAUUUGUACAAUAAAAAUGUAUGCAUCUCUCAUAACGGUC
This is a messenger RNA of Pimephales promelas (fathead minnow), 1184 nucleotides long. RefSeq names its product eukaryotic translation initiation factor 3, subunit H, a (gene eif3ha). Gene Ontology annotation, cellular component: eukaryotic translation initiation factor 3 complex; cytoplasm. The record is from RefSeq and is a predicted model, not a curated record. Gene Ontology annotation, molecular function: protein binding; metallopeptidase activity; translation initiation factor activity. NCBI's taxonomy places the organism in Eukaryota, Metazoa, Chordata, Actinopteri, Cypriniformes, Leuciscidae.